Messenger RNA from Menidia menidia (Atlantic silverside), 1919 nucleotides. Lineage: Eukaryota; Metazoa; Chordata; Actinopteri; Atheriniformes; Atherinopsidae. The record is from the annotation of a GenBank genome assembly.
GGGAGUGAGCGGUGCAGGUUUCAUUUCACCGCAAAGCUCUCAGGCCAGGCCUUUUCUGAGGAUAAAACGCACCGUUUCCAAGGAUUAUGGAUUGGAGUCAGUCUUCUCAAGGAAAACACAACGUUUUCGCCUGGUUCACAGAGAACCAGCUCCAGUCUGUGAUCAGGAACGGUAUAAUCCCAGAAUGGUUUCAUGGGAUCAUUUCCAGGAAAACGGCGGAGGAACUGCUCAUGUCCAAGCCACCUGGCUACUUCCUCAUCCGAGUCAGCGAGACCAGGAUUGGCUACACGCUCUCGUACCGCGUGGAGGAGCGCUGCAGGCAUUUCAUGGUGGACGUGCUGGACGACGGUCAGUACGUCAUAGUGGGGGAGAGCAGGCGUCACCAGUCUCUGCAGGAGCUGGUGGACUUUCACCGCCGGACCCCCAUCCUGCCCUGCAAUCAGGUUCUGACCGUUGCAUGUGGACAGUCCCAAAAUGGCCACACGAACUACGCAGAGCUGCUGUUUCCUCAAAAACAUCCAGUCUCCAACGCCAGUGUGCAACAAAGCCAGCCCCCCCCCAGCAGCGGUCAUUCAGAAUCACAGGGUGACGUCCCACCCGCGGUUCCCUACAGACCCGAUAACCUCAGGACUCCCCACAGUCUGCAAAACAGGCUGUACCCUCGUUUGGAGGAUGAUUUCCAACACAUCAGCUCUCCGCUUCCGCCCAUGCCGGUGCCAAUGAUCAGGAGGAGCCAGGCAACAGAUAACCCUCCACUGAGCAACCCCCCCCCAAGUCCCCGCUCGGAGUUAUCUCCCUGAGGGGCAGAGGAGGGCCGCCCCGGCCCCUCUGAGCCCACGAAAAACUGUUCCGGCCGAACAAAAUCUGGGAAACUACUCUCACGUCCACUCCGUCAAGAAUCAGGAAGCCAAGCCGUCAGUCAUGGCCAACCUGAAGAACCUGAAGAAGAAGUUCCAAAAGAAGACCAACGCUCCCCAGGAUAAUGAAUACGCAGAGAUCCACUUGGAGUCGGGUUCUGGGGGCGGAGACACGGAGAAUGAAUAUGAGGAGAUCGCAGAGGAGCAGAGCUUCAGAGGAGCCCGCGCUGACCACACCAGCCGGACACGGACAGAGCCGGUGUUACCGGAAGAGUACAUGCCCCCCCCUCCUUUUGCUCCAGGCUACUGAUACCCCUCAGAAUCCAGAGACUCCCUCCUGAGACUGAUGAAAACACAGUCUGGGACAGUAAUGAGGGCCACUCAAUCAACAACCUCAGCUAAAGAAGUGUGAUAACAGAUGUGAUCCUAGAUAAUUAGGAUUUAUUAGAUCGUGAUUCAUGAUCUUUUUGAGCCACCGUCCAAACCACAGGGGUCAUGCUUCGCUGUAAAGAUGUGUUCUUUUGGAUCGAGAUUUUUCAGGAUUGUUGGAGGACUCUAAUGUGAGCCGAAAGCUCCCCAAUUUUCACUGGGAAAUAUUAAGAACCCUGCAUAGAAAGACCCUAGCUGAGAUUUGAACAAAGAGACAACAGUGCAGGCCAAUUGUUACCUCAGGAAAGUGUUACAUAACUUAAUUUAAAUUUACCUACAAACUAAAGUAACUAAAGUUACAUAAUUUGAAAUGCAAAAUGUUCAAAAACCCAUCUGAUGAUAUCAGAUAAGAUUCACAUUUCAGUUUGAAUUACAUGUAGUAUGGAUCUGAGUUUGCAAACUUCCUUCAAUCUAGAAACGUUCUUCUUUUUUCAAGAAAAAGCAUCAUGAUACCUGUAGUCUCCCAGAUUCUGCAGUUGUCAAAUAAACCCCAGAGCUUUAUCUGUUACCCUCAUGUUCUGUUGGAAGAACAGGAACAAACAUGCACUCUGUUUCGAUGUCUAUCAAAUGAUGCAUAUUUUCACUUUUAAAAACAAACUGCCAAAGUCAUGAUGUUAUAAAGUGCUUCCCAAC